Protopolystoma xenopodis is the source of this 309-nucleotide messenger RNA. The record is from the annotation of a GenBank genome assembly. NCBI's taxonomy places the organism in Eukaryota, Metazoa, Platyhelminthes, Monogenea, Polystomatidea, Polystomatidae.
AUGGUUUCUUCUUCCGCGUGGUUCAGUCACGACGUUGAGGUUCUCCAAAUGUCCCAGUUCGAUUCUUCCGCAACAAAUGCUGACGAGUCUCCAGUGCUCCAAUCAUCCUCGGUCAAGGACAUCUCUUCAACCAACUUGGUAGAUGAGAAGCCGACCUUCGUGACUCGUCCGCUCUGUAUCCGCCCUAGAACUGCACGCAUAUUGGCCGCAAGGACCGGCUAUCUGCUUAAGGAGCGCUACGAAAUGCCUCUCCCACAUGACCACAGAGGGUACCGUGCUCGAUUGUUUGCUAUUAAAGCACCAUCUUGA